AUUCUAUCUAACUUACCUACCCAACAUUGAAGCUGCCAAGGUAGGUGGUACCCUGGGUAGCAUAUGUAACUCCAAGGUCUUGACACUUUCAACGCUUUCAACACUUUCAACACUUUCAACUCCUUCAACUCUUUUCUACCCUCCAAACACAAACACCCCAACUAUCUACUUGCACACGAUACCCAGCAAUUUAACGAUUAACAAUAUGGCGGCUGUCGCAGCUGGCGGCGGCGCCUCACGUUGGCAAUACCUGGACAGAAUUCGCAAAACGCCCGGUCCAUUUACUCCAGAGUCAGAUGUUAGUGAAGAAGCUAUCGCGACGAUGGACAAGGCCAAGAUCUUGGUAAUUGGCGCUGGUGGUCUCGGGUGUGAGAUAUUAAAGGACCUCGCUCUUUCCGGAUUUAAGGACAUACACGUAAUAGAUAUGGACACCAUCGAUAUAUCGAACCUUAACCGCCAAUUUCUCUUUCGCAAAGACGACGUCGGAAAGUUCAAGGCAGAAGUCGCCGCCAAAUUUGUCGAGAAGCGAGUCAAGGGCGUCAAGAUUACACCUCAUAACUGCCGAAUACAAGAGUUCGAUGAGGAUUUCUAUAUGCAAUUUCAGCUUGUUGUUUGCGGUCUCGACAGCAUCGAAGCACGGCGAUGGAUCAAUGCCACCCUCGUGAAUAUGGUCGACAUGAACGACCAGGACUCGUUGAAGCCAUUGAUUGAUGGUGGGACAGAAGGAUUCAAGGGACAGACCAGAGUGGUAUUCCCCACCUUGACACCUUGCAUAGAGUGUCAACUCGACCUUUAUACCCCAAGGGCAGCAGUACCGCUAUGCACCUUAGCUACCAUACCGCGUCAGCCAGAGCACUGCAUAGAAUGGGCACAUAUCAUCGCAUGGGAUCAAGAGAAACCCUUCCCAGCUCUGGAUAAGGACGAUCCUGAGCACAUCACCUGGCUGUACCAGAAAGCCCUGGCACGUGCCCAAGAAUUCGGCAUUACCGGUGUCACUUACUCGCUCACCCAGGGCGUUGUCAAGAACAUCAUUCCCGCCAUAGCAUCUACUAAUGCCAUCAUUGCCGCCAGCUGUUGCAAUGAGGCCUUAAAAAUAUCUACCUCUGCUGCCCCAGCACUUGGUUUUGAAGAGAGCUACAUGAUGUACUCUGGCGACGACAGCAUCUAUACCAACACCUUCAAAUAUGACAAGAAAGAAGAUUGUGCGGUGUGUGGCGACUUGGCUAAGCCGCUGCACGUCGAUCCCAAGUGGACUCUUAGGGAACUCCUUGACUCUUUUGCGAUCAAGCCCGAUCUACAACUCAAGAAGCCAUCCAUCAGAGCCGAGGGAAGAACUCUAUACAUGCAAUUCCCACCUAGUAUUGAGGAGCAAACACGACCAAAUCUCGAUAAGACCCUCAAGGAUGGAUUGGGCUUAGAAGUAAACCAUGAAGUCGUCAUAACGGACCCUGCUUUUCCAGCGCUGACUUUCAGAUAUCUCAUCCGUUUUACAUCAGCAUAGAAAUCGUAGCGACAUGAUACCAAACACCCAAAAGCUAUGGAGAGUGCAUGUUUAGGGAGCUAGUCAAUAUAAUGGCUUAUGGCUGUCGGCCCUCUCCUUUAGCCUGACCCAAGAACUAAAUGGCUUCUUCAAGUGACAUUUCACACAGCCUAAAUCGGCCAAGAAUCUUUUUCUACGCAGCUGUUCUAUGUGUGAGCUGACCUGAUAUUCUAGGUAGACAUUAACUGCAAAUAUUUCAGUCAAGGUCACCUUC
Messenger RNA from Hypoxylon fragiforme, 1754 nucleotides. RefSeq lists its product as uncharacterized. The record is from RefSeq and is a predicted model, not a curated record. Gene Ontology annotation, molecular function: NEDD8 activating enzyme activity. Gene Ontology annotation, biological process: protein neddylation. Lineage: Eukaryota; Fungi; Ascomycota; Sordariomycetes; Xylariales; Hypoxylaceae. Gene Ontology annotation, cellular component: nucleus; cytoplasm. The coding region runs from base 206 to 1501 and encodes 431 amino acids. The transcript is spliced from 3 exons.